AUGCUCGUCGUAGUUUGCUUUUCUCUACUCCUCCUCCUCCUCCUCCUCCUCCUCCUCCUCCUCCUCCUCCUCCUCCUCCUCCUCCUCCUCCUCCUCCUCCUCCUCCUCCUCUUCCUCCUCCCAUGCUGCUUAGUCCAAGCCCUUGUACCGCUGAUGGUCUGCGGAGGGCUCUUGGCGAUGCUUUUUGUUCGCGGCGAGGCCUGGCAAGAGCCACGAGUGCUCCUGCCGACCAGCCCACACGUCCCUCUGGAUGCUCGGCUUUCCUGUCCUGUCCUGCUCAUUCCCCGAAGGAGCGCAAGGCGGGUGAUGCAAGCAAGGGGGAAUACACCAGUCAGAGCCGGCCUGUGCGUGUUGUCGGCGUGA
This is a messenger RNA of Prorocentrum cordatum, 363 nucleotides long. The record is from the annotation of a GenBank genome assembly. NCBI's taxonomy places the organism in Eukaryota, Dinophyceae, Prorocentrales, Prorocentraceae.